CCAACACCAACGAGAAACGAAAGGAACUGAAGUAGUGACUGUGAAGAACUCAAGAAGUAAUGGAGAAAGUUACUGAGGUUUAUGUUGAGGAAUGUACAAAAUCUAGAUAUAUAAAACCGCUUCGAUUAAAGUACAAACAGAAUGGUUCAGACAAAAUUUGGGAUGCAAUGCAAGUUCAUAAUAGUGUUGCUGUUCUUUUGUUUAACAAAUCUAAAGAUUCCUUCGUAUUUGUAAAACAGUUCAGACCAGCCAUUUAUUUGAAUAACUCUGAAACGGAACAAAAGAACAACAAAGUAACCAUCAAUUCGGAAAAAUUCCCAGGUGUACUUGGGAUAACCUAUGAACUCUGUGCAGGACUAAUAGACAAAGAUGCCAGUCCAAAAGAGAUUGCCAAACUAGAAAUCUUAGAGGAAUGUGGUUUUGAUGUUCCUCUAGAGUCCAUUGAACAUGUGACAUCGUACAGGGCUGGUGUUGGAACUACUGGAGCCAAGCAGUUUUUAUUUUAUGCAGAAGUAACAGAGGAAAUGCGGACUGGAAAGGGUGGUGGUGUAGUAGAGGAGGGGGAGAUGAUCGACGUCAUUGAAAUUCAUAAAUCAGAGGCAAUGACAUUUGUAAUGGAUGAAAGCAUAAACAAACCAAUAGGAAUGCUGUUUGCUGUGUUAUGGUACUUUCAAAAUAAGUGAAUUAAAUUAUAGGAAGUAUUGUGCUAUUGACUUAAUUGUUAGUGUCAGUUAUAUGUCUCACGUUUUCAACAGUCAAUAAUCAAAUGACGAUGUAACUAUGACAAAUGCACUGAUGAUAUAUUGAUAUGUAUGUGUGAAAAUCUCAAAAUUAAGAGAUGAAAUGUAAAAUUUCGUAUAAAGGUCAAAAUUGGA
Molecule: messenger RNA, 875 nt
Organism: Ostrea edulis (European flat oyster)
Lineage: Eukaryota; Metazoa; Mollusca; Bivalvia; Ostreida; Ostreidae
Product: uridine diphosphate glucose pyrophosphatase NUDT14-like
Exons: 5
Coding region: 60-683 (207 amino acids)
Biological process (GO): ribose phosphate metabolic process; nucleoside phosphate metabolic process
Molecular function (GO): UDP-sugar diphosphatase activity; metal ion binding
Source: RefSeq, a predicted model, not a curated record